CGGGUUCCGGGGCCCGCCCCGUCUGCCCCCCGCGGGCAGGGGGGCGCUGGGCUGAGGGGGGGUUCGAGUGGGGGGGGUAAAUGGUUUGUUUCUUUUGCGCUCCUGCCUGCCUGGUUUUGGAUCCUAUGAUUUCAAUGUCAACAGCCGGCAGGGAGAAUACGGCUGGCCCAUACCCCAUCCCGGGCUUGCAUGUGCCCAGGGGUUUACACAACUUCCUGCCUUAGGGCCAGAUCCCAGAUACUGUGUAGUGGCUGAUUGGUGUAUUCAUGGCGGAAGGGGUGUGAGUAAGGGGAUCCCAAUGUGGCUCAUAACAUUUAAGUUCUACGUAUGAAGACUGGAAGAAUAUCGAGAAGUGGACAGAGAACUACCCCAAAGGGGGAAUCAAAGGACCUGCUAGGCAGCUGGAAGAGACAAGCUGCAAAGGCCUUCUGCUGAGACUGCUCUGCAUCCACUCCUGGGAAUGUCACCGGUUGGGACAGACGGGAGAGUCCCGGUCAAUCUCAAGUGCACUCAUGGGCUAGAAGGGUGGUGCCAGUGCAAACUUCCCCACUCCAGGCCACCCAUCCACCUCUGCCCGGACAAGAGGUGACCUCCCCUAUCCAGGAGAAUGGACUCAUUACCCUGAUGGGGUGGACUUGUUUACGGGAAGAGAGACCGUUGCAGCACUGAAGCGCCCAUCAGCGGGGGACACUAGAGAGGAGAGAGCCUGCUUCACCGCACCCAACCGUGAGGGGCCCACCCCUGGUGCUUAAUUACCAUUGUCCCAGCAAAAUGUCAGCAUGAGUCAGAGACAGUCUCCCAUUAGGAAGAGACAGAUGAAUAUUAAUUACACUUACUGGAAGGAACUUCAGGUAUCCAGCAAGCCAAUUUUCAAGCUAAGGGGAAGGGAGGGUUGCUGGGAAACAUCCCUCUGGAGAGAGAUAUGGUAAAAAUAGUAAUUAUCAAUAGCUCAAUGUGCAGGGAAAGAGGAGGUGGAGUGUGCGGCAGGGGGAAAGUACAGCCAACCCCUGGCUGUGAAUAAAAACCUGCAUUUCAAUAGCAAGCGCAGGUGGAAGCUUUCGAACCAGUGAAGAGGCUUGUUCCGUAUCCAGCGUCGGAAGGUCAAGCUCGGGGAGCUUGACUCCAUCUCAAAGACGUUACCAAGCCGACGAAGGCUUUCUGACAGUCGGAAAACAGCUGGUGACUUUCACCCUAAGUUCCAGGCUGCUUGGGAAGGGCUCGUCUCUGGGUCUGGUGCAUCCUCUGGCUUAUCGUGACAUGGCCGGCAAUCCCACAGCCCAGCAGUGUCACUGGGAGAGCCACUUGGCAGGGCAGGCGCUCAGCAGGCUGGAGAAGUGCCCACUGCGCAGAAUGGGGUGGCAGGCUCUGCUGUUGGCUCUUUGCAUGGGUUUGGCUCAUUCGGCCUCUGCAGACUGUGCAGCCCAGUGCUCCACGUGUGCCGUGCAGACCCAGGAUCUGGAGAAGCCCAUCAGUCCCCUGAUCUGUUCGCUGGAGUGUCAGGGCUCCUUGCUGUCCUGCGCGGAGUGGGAGAGGUGCCAGACCGCUCUGGCUCUCCUUGCCCCACUGAUGGCAGCGGUGGAGGGCCAGGGCCUGUCCCCUCUGGAGGCUGAGGUGAAGGCAGAGCCAGAGGGGAGCCCCAUGCCCGGCGAGCUCCCCAGCAACCUGGUCAAACGCUACGGCGGCUUCAUGAAGAAACUGGACAAGAACAAGAUUUUCUCCCUCUGGCGUGAGAACGCCCACAGCAAAGGCGGCAUGACUAAGAAGUACGGUGGCUUCUUCCGCAAGCCGGGGGAGAGGGCGGCCUCGGAGGUGGCGGAGGACUACCCAGAGCUGGAGGCCGGGGAGACAGGCGACCAGGGGGAAGAGCCUGAGGAAGGAAACCUCAAGGACGAGAUGAAGCGCUACGGGGGCUUCCUCCGCAAGUACCCCAAGAGGAGCUCAGCGCUGGCGCCCGAGGGGGAGGGGCAGGAGCUGGAGGACCUGCACAAGCGCUACGGGGGCUUCCUGCGCAGGAUCCGCCCCAAGCUCAAAUGGGACAAUCAGAAGCGCUACGGGGGCUUCCUGCGGCGCCAGUUCAAGGUGACAACGCGGUCGGACGAGGACCCCAACGCCUACUCGGGGGAGGUCUUGGACCUAUAGAACCCCCCCUACAGCCGGAAUACUUCCAGUAUGGACUGCAUCGCUCCUCCCGACCCACAUCGCCCUCCCGUGCUCAGCCAAGCAUCCCAGGCAUCACACACCGAUCCGGCCUGUGAGCGGAGACCCAGGCGCACCACCCUGCUGCUGCUUCCCUGAAGAGCCAGGCAGGGAUUGCAACCGGCAACGUUCCUCCUUAGUUUCUGUCUCUGUCAGCUCUGGGACUUGCACCUGCUGCUGUUUCCAGUACCGAACCGAUCAGCCCAGCUAUGGGUUUAGUUCAGCUGUAUCGAAAGCAGGUUACUUUAAUUAAGUCUCAGACGACUGACUAUUGAUCCCUGUGAUCCUUAGCGAUGAGCCCAACUCACCCUCCAGUCGGAAUACCCCAAAUGCUGGGGAAGUUCAGCUCUGGAUCCAACCUUGGUGGCUGGCCCCUGUGGUCCGUCAUGGACCAACCCAGAGCUCCAGGUCCAAAGGCCUCCCAGCUUUGGGGGAGUUCGGCUCUAGCUCCAAAUCGGAAUCAUGCCGCUGUAGUUCCUUGCGGUGGAACCCCAUUUUCAAAGGUCCCCAGCGCUGGCACCAGGUGCUGCUGGGCAUUUCCAAUUUAAAUAUUCUAAUGGAAACAGAGGCAUCUGCUACUUGCCUUCUAGUCUCUCCAUUCAGACGCCUCUGCUCAGAACAUCCAGUGUCUCCCAGGGGGACCUGUGUUUGUAUGGGAGGGCAUCUUGCCUGGAGAGCAAGGUGGGCUUGCCCUAUAGAACCCGGACUUGCUUCAUUAUAUUCCAGCUAAAUCACAGCUGUGACCCUUUCUAAUACACACAAGAGACGCACACUCCUAAUGAAGCGAUGAAAUCACAACAGCGUCGCACUUCUGAAGGCACCCGAGUCAGCCUCUCGUUUGUCACCUGGGGGUUUAUGCGCACAGUCAUUAAGGAAGCAGAGUGAAUGGAGGUAUUGUGCUGCCAGAUUUGCUGGCACAGUCCGAUUCUUUAUGCCUUGGAGUGAUUGUGUGCACAGAAUUGCAGGUGCAAAUAGGAGCACAGACUGACGCUAGCUGUCCCCAUUCUCUCUCUGCUCACAGGGGAUCACUCCCACACCCAAUGACAGAAAUCACUGAGGAGCCAUGUCUGAGAGCUUGGCUCAUCAUGGAGUUCCCCAUUGCAACCAUCAGUGUUGUUCCCCAUCCCCCAGCUAGUGCUGAAUUGCAACAGGCCAACAAAAAUACCCUGAGACAGAGGCAGGAAAGGGAGGGGCUUGGCCCAUUGUUUCCUUUUCCAACCAUGGGCAAAAUUGGGAAAUUAAUCUAGAAGAAAGUUAUGAAAGGGGAUGUAGACGAUGUCUGAGAUGCACUGGCUGAGCACAGGCCUCCAUUGGCCCUCACCUGCCCCCUUGUGCUGUUCUGAAAUGUACAGAUUGUUUCGGAGUCUGGUUACUUUUCGUUAUUACGUUUACAAGAAGAAAUAAAGUUUGGUCUGUUUUGAGAUGGGUCACGUUCACCCCCUUCCUUUUCUG
Molecule: messenger RNA, 3648 nt
Organism: Mauremys reevesii (Reeves's turtle)
Lineage: Eukaryota; Metazoa; Chordata; Testudines; Geoemydidae
Gene: PDYN
Product: prodynorphin
Exons: 12
Coding region: 1258-2139 (293 amino acids)
Biological process (GO): chemical synaptic transmission; neuropeptide signaling pathway; sensory perception
Cellular component (GO): plasma membrane; neuronal cell body; axon terminus
Molecular function (GO): opioid receptor binding
Source: RefSeq, a predicted model, not a curated record